Messenger RNA from Lactuca saligna, 1072 nucleotides. NCBI's taxonomy places the organism in Eukaryota, Viridiplantae, Streptophyta, Magnoliopsida, Asterales, Asteraceae. The record is from the annotation of a GenBank genome assembly.
UUAACUGUUUAUAUUGAUUUCUCCUCAUGUUAAAAUUAAAAUCUCCCUUAUUCAUUUUUAGACGAUUUCUAAAUGAAAUCAUCUCUAUUGAUCUAGAGUGAAAGAACAUAUACAAAUCACGACCUCUGAUCACUGUUUUCCCCACUGAUUUAUGAUCAGUAUAUGUUCUCAGCUGCAACUCUGAGCUUAAAACUAGACGAUGAAGAAAGAAAAAUCAAUGUUAAUUGCAAACCCUAGUGGAACUACCGAAGAAAAUUCAUCUUUUUCAAACAGAGUAUUCCUUCUAGAAGAUGAAGAAUCAGAGAUGCAACAAACUACUAGUGACUUCCCUUUGCCAAUCGCCACUCGUAAUGGUUCCUCCAAAUACGAUUUCGUCAAGGUGAAAGUAUGGUUGGGUGAUAAUGCUGAUCAUUACUAUGUCCUCUCUAGAUUUUUGCUUAGCAGAAUGUUGACUGUUACUAAGAUUCCUAAUCAUGUCGCUGUAAAAAUUUCCCUUGAACUCAAGAAGCUGCUCACCGAUAAUAGCCUUCUGGACGUCUCUCAAUCUGAUCUGGAAGCUAAUUUGUUUAAGUAUGCCACUUUCAAAAUGAAAGACAUAACCAUAAUUAUAACUUUGAUUGCAGGUCAUGGAAAGGCGGGCUAUGGGCAAGAAUAUAUAAAUCAUUACAAGAUGAUGGCAAGAUUUCACCAUCAGCGAGUACCAUUAGUUAUUCUUGUAUGUGACACAGCAUGUGUUGGAAAGUCAACAAUUGCUACCCAGCUUGGUCAAAGGCUAAACUUGCCAAAUGUUUCACAAAUAGAUAUGGUGUAUGAAUUGCUAAGAACAUCAACAGAUGCACCUUUGACAUCUUCACCUAUUUGGGCACGCGACUUUAUUUCAUCAGAGGAACUAAUUACUAAAUUUUGUAAAGAAUGCAGAAUCGUUCGAAAAGGUAAUAAAGCAAUGAAAGAUGGGAAGCCGAUCAUCAUUGAGAGGAUGCAUGUGGAUCCUAGUAUAUAUUUAAUGGAUGAAGAGAACAAAUCACCACAUAAGGCUUCAAAAACAUAUGAAAAUGACUUAAAAGACACAUAA